AUGGGUUCCUGUGUUAAUGAUGUCACGGAAUAUAUCGAUCAAUUAAUCGAUAAUUCUGACACUCGUGACAAAUUCCGUAGAAGACUCCAACUCCCGUUUAUACCACCAGAAGAACCUUAUUCGUUUUUUAAACAUUAUGAAACGAAUUGGGUUGUCUUUUUUGAGGCCCCGCGAAACCUACUUCUAAAUAAAAAUUCGGAAGGAUGGCUGAACUGCCAUAUUUUAACUCCGUUGAUCGACGACUGCUUCUUAACAUGUGAAGAAGUUCAAGUGCAUCGGGGUGAAGAGAUGUCAUUUGCAUCCAUUGAGCGUAAAAACUUGUCACGUGAAGAAUCGGAAAGGAAACAAUAUGGCCACAAAAUCGACAUUCUCUUUCGCAUCGAUGACACGGAAUACUUUGGUUCCGAAACGUACGUUGAUGAGGAUUCACAGAAUUCGAAACCGAUUUCCUACAAGCAAAAACUCCUCCGAGAGAUGAAAGAUCAGCUAGACCGCCUCUUAAAGAGAUUACAUUUUACAAGGGAAACAGCCAGGGACAUAAAGAAUAUUAUUAUACAUGGAAUAAAUCAAGGAGGUUUAAAUGGAAAAAUAUAUGCAAUGUAUUAUGACGUUGACCUUCAAUAUUAUUUCGCCUAUGAGACGUGUCGGUAUCGCAUCGGCACUACGUGGGGUAGUAUUCCGGAUAGCCUUGCAACUUUAAAAGACAUUCUGUGUUUAAAGAGAGAUAUAACCAAUGUUAUUGAUACUGUCAAGAGAACAAAAAGAAUUUCUUUACGCACAAAUUCAAAGGAUUUGUUUACGAUAAAUAAUCUUCCAGCGACAACAUCGUCCCCCCAAAAAUACACACAGAAAGGAUAA
Messenger RNA from Funneliformis geosporum, 858 nucleotides. The record is from the annotation of a GenBank genome assembly. NCBI's taxonomy places the organism in Eukaryota, Fungi, Glomeromycota, Glomeromycetes, Glomerales, Glomeraceae.